AUGAAUACGCUUCAUGAAUAUUAAUUAUAAGUGCCUUUAACUAAGCAACACGAAAAAACUAAUGAACAGUCAAACCUUGAAGGAAGUCUCACAUUAAGUAGGGAGAGGUUUAUUUAAAAAUAAAAGAAAUUAUAAAUUAAUACAACCAGAUUGAUACCUAUUACAAGUGAAAAAUUACCCAGAUUAUCUCAAAGCAGAUCUCCAAUCUAAUAAAAAAUGGCCAGAGCGAUAACAGAGUAUCAAGCACCAUCAAAAUAAUAAGCAAUGAAAUUUUUUAAAGCGAAUACAAAUACAGAAAAUGAAGGAAUCAUCUAUACUGAUGAUGAAAGAGCAAAAUUGAAAUUAAGGAGAGAGGAGAAAAAACCAAAAACUACCAAUUAUAAAGCAGGCCUUUAUGAAAAUACUUAAAAUAAAAAAUUUGCAGAGUUUGCAGAAUAGAUCAGAAAACUCAAAGACUAAUUGGAUUCUUUAUAGAAAUAUUUGAACAAUUCAAGAAAGUUGUUUUUAGUAGUUAGGAAUAUUGUUGAAAAAAGAAAAAACCUUAGGAAAAUUCUAUUAAAGAAUGGGAAAGAUGAACUUGUAGAAUUGUCUGACAUAGAAAAACUUUGCAGUGUAAAAGAAUUCGUCAACAUCAAUGGAGAAUAAAAACUUAUUGAUAAACUGAAUAUCUCCCUAUUAGAUGACAUUAUCUAUGCUAAUGAAGUCUUAGAGAAUUUAAAAAUUUAGAAUGAAAUUCUAGAUAUCAAGGAAAUGGCUGAUUAAGUAUAAAAAAAUUAAAUAAACAGGCUGAACAAGAUUUUAAAAAUCAAUUAAGAGGAAGAUUUGAAGUUAUCCUUCACAUCUAUCGCAAUGUCAAGGUACAAUUUGCACGAACAAAUUGAAACCUUCGAAUAGCGAUUAGGUCCUCUCUAGUCAAUCAAAAAAAAUUUAAAGCAAACCUCUUAAGCUAUUACCACUUUUGUAAAAUUGUUAUGUGAUAAGUGA
This is a messenger RNA of Paramecium tetraurelia, 984 nucleotides long. RefSeq lists its product as uncharacterized. The transcript is spliced from 4 exons. The record is from RefSeq and is a predicted model, not a curated record. NCBI's taxonomy places the organism in Eukaryota, Ciliophora, Oligohymenophorea, Peniculida, Parameciidae.